Messenger RNA from Galleria mellonella (greater wax moth), 3805 nucleotides. RefSeq names its product tyrosine-protein kinase-like otk. Lineage: Eukaryota; Metazoa; Arthropoda; Insecta; Lepidoptera; Pyralidae. Gene Ontology annotation, cellular component: signaling receptor complex. The transcript is spliced from 18 exons. The coding region runs from base 514 to 2571 and encodes 685 amino acids. The record is from RefSeq and is a predicted model, not a curated record. Gene Ontology annotation, biological process: multicellular organism development; cell surface receptor protein tyrosine kinase signaling pathway; protein phosphorylation. Gene Ontology annotation, molecular function: ATP binding; transmembrane receptor protein tyrosine kinase activity.
UAAUAUUGUAAUUUAUAAUAAUAUAAAUAAGUAAUAAAGAAUAACCCAAAAUACUUUUCUUAAAUUAUUUUCGUAUAUAUUUAACAACUUUUAGUCUAUUAUCUUAAACUGUAGAAAAUCUGUAUCAAAAUUAGUAGAUUACCCUAUCAGCCUUCUUGAUUUUUAAACGACAUCGGUGAAUGAACUGUCAAAUACGUAAUGAAGUUAGCCACUGUCUGGAUUCCAUAAAAGUGCGUUAGUGUACAUCUGUGUAACCCAAUGUUUUCCGUGUGUGCAAUAAGGGCACGACGGCCGCGGCGGACUGGAUAACGAAAGCUCUUGCUUUGCCUACCUUGUAGUCUCGUAUUUAUUGUGCCAUUGAACGCCGGCGAAAACUGUUUACAAAUCCGAUUGUCUGUUAUAAUAAUGCAAUAUCGCGUAUCUUCGAGUGUUCUUAAUUGAAAAUGGACCGACAGGAUUUGAAUAUUGAAUUUUAACGUUUACUAGUGGUGGUUACAGUGAGAAAAGUGCAAAAUGUGCUUGUUCCGCGGCACAUUGUUUUUGUUCCUCGUGAUUACUGUAUCCGGUUUUGAGCAGUCAAAUGGAUCGGAAGUGUCAUCUGGUCACCAUUCGGGUCAUAGACUGAGGGCGCAUAAGGCAGUUCGAAGACAUCGCGCUAUCCAUGAUGGCGCGCUUCGCUUCGAACCUGAACCGUACAGCAAGAAAUUGGAGCUCAAUAGUUCUGGCAAAAUCCACUGUAAAGUUGCUGGUGGAGUUGCUCCAAGUAUACAGUGGUAUCUGAAUGAAGAAGAUCCCCUCCCCGAUGGUGUGACGUCGUCUAAUGGCACCCUGCUGGUGACGGAGGCGGCCCGCCGUCACGCCGGCCGGUACACGUGUCGAGCGGUCGACGGCAACGAUACCAUCACGGCGAAGAUCAAUCUAGAUAUAGUCGUGUCCCCACGUAUCCUUGAGCCGUCUUCGGGUCAGCAAGUCAACGUGGUCGAGGGUCAGACGGCCGUGCUCAACUGCCUGGCGACUGGCGACCCGCAACCCACUACACAGUGGGACAGGAACCGCACCCUGUUGCUGCAACAACCCGGUGUAAGCACUGAAGAUUCAGCUAACGCGUCAUCAGCCAGAUUGCUGGUACUAAAUAACGGAUCACUCAUUAUACGCAAUGUAAAAGAUGAAGACUCCGAUAUGUACGGAUGUUUAGCUGGCAGCGCUGCGGGAUUGGCAAGGAACGAGCUUGUCUUACUCGUUCACGCUGAAGGGACACUGCCGGCGCAGGAGUCGUCAGGAGUAGGUGGGAAGGCGGUGGUGGUGUCGAUAUCCGUGGCCGCCGCUUAUAUGAUACUCGUGCUGGCGCUAAUGUACUAUUGUAGACGUCGGCGCCUGCGCAGCCGACAGAGAGGCGAAAAGAUGGAGCUUGAAAUGGCAGAAGGUAGAGAGAAGUUAGUGGAAGAAGGCGAAGAGGAUAAACCGAAGGUCGCCAACGGAUCCGCAGUACAAAAUGGACGCUUGCUGCCGCAUGAUAGAGAUAGUGGCGCGGACAAUUCCGAAGUGUCCGGGAUAUCGCGCGCGUCGAAGAAGUCCGGACAGUACGACCAUCUGACUGUACCACGGACGCUUCUCACGGAACAAAUCACGCUGGGACGUGGAGAAUUCGGUGAGGUGAUGUUAGCAAAAAUAGACAUGUGUCAAGUGAAGAAGCUGAAGAGCAAAGAUGAUGCUGAGCUGGAGCCGAAGAUGAGGCAGGUGCUGGUCAAAGUGCUCACCACUAAGGACGAGACUCAGCUAUCCGAGUUCAAACGUCAACUGGAGCUGUUCGGUCGGAUCCGUCACGAGAAUAUAGUGCGCCUGAUAGGUCUCUGUAACGAAGCGGACCCACACUAUAUGCUGUUAGAACAUACAGACUGGGGUGAUCUGAAGAGCUUCCUGAUCGCGACGCGCACGGCCGAGGAGACGGCCGAGUACCUGCGCCGCGUGGGCCCGGCGCACCCGCCGCCGCCGCCGGCCGCCGCCGCCGGCGCCGCGCCGCCGCCGCUGGCGCCGCAGCACCGCGCCGUGCUGGCCGCGCACCUCGCUGCGGCCGCCGGUCGCCUCGCCAGCAAGAGGCUCACGCACAGAGACAUAGCGGCUCGCAACUGCGUGAUCACGUCGCAGCUGCAGCUGAAGCUCUCCCUGGCGGCGCUCACUCGCGGCCCGCACUCGCACGAGUACUGCAAGCGGCACGACCAGGUGAUACCAUUGCGCUGGUUACCAUCUGAAGCCGUGCUAGAAGGGGAAUACUCAACGAAAUCGGACGUAUAUAUGUUUGCGGCCACAGUUUGGGAGAUAUACACAAAAGCAGAGUUGCCAUUCGGUAAAUUGAACGAUAAUUCUGUUAUGGAGAGGCUGAAAAAUGGCACACUGGAGUGGACGGUGCCGGAUUCGAUGCCCGACUCGCUCGCUGCGUUGUUGAAACGCUGCUGGAGCAACUCGCCAGCAGACAGGCCGCAGUUCACCGAGAUUUGCGAGGAAAUGACCACAAUACUGCAGAAUAUGACGUCGGAUGACAUAACCGGACAUACAGACGAAAACAAUGCUUAGUUAUACGUAAGCAAAUGAUUAAUGUAAAUAAUAAAAUUAAAAAAUUUAAAGUUUCCCUUAGAGAGUCCAGUAUGGGGUUUUUCAAAAAGGAUAUAUUAAGCUUUCUUCAGGGUCGGCAACGCGCACGUGACGUCCCUAGUGUUGCAGGCGUCCAUAGGCUGUAGUGACCGUUUACGAUCAGACGGGCUGUAUGCCUGUUUGCCGCCGUCGUGGUAUAUAAAAAAAAACAAAAGCUGAUAUAAAAAAGAACUAUGGCAUAAAUCUAGAUAGAUACUAGAUAGAGUAUCCCCCUACAGAUGCUUCGAUAAAGGCGCAAUUUGUUUACGCCUGUUUGCCGCCUUUGUAAAAAAAUAAGAUCUAGAAUAAAACAUAGAACCAUAGACCUAGAUAGACACUAGAUAGAGGUUUUCAAAAUGGCGCAGUUUUAAAUUCUUAUUAAAUUUGUAAUUGGUGAAUUUUAUCAUACAAAUUGUGUUUGUAAUGUGAAUAGGUAUUUUAAACUUUAUGUAAAUAACACAAAGACCGUUUACGAAUGUAUGGCCUUUAGUUUGAUUUCCAUAUUGAAUAUUCGUGAGUCGCUUUGUAUUUUAUGAAUUAGAUAGUGUUUUGUAUUUUUAUAUAUGUAGUUAGCGUUAGUUUGAUUUUACGAGUGUAUGCACAUUACUGAAAUACAAAAUUAAACAAUAGUUUUUAACCGACUUUAGAAAAGAAGGCUCACAAUUCAUCGGAAAUUUUUUAUUUUUAUUUCAUGUACUUUCCCCGAUUACUCGUAGACGGCUGGACCGAUUUGGAAAAUUAUGGUUUUUUUUUAUCUAAACUACUUUUAGAUUGAUCGCAUAAAAGUUUUAUUAAAAAAAAAUUUAGUUUCGUUUUUAAAUCAGUAUUACUGGAUUUUUUUUAAAUAUUUGAUUUUGCCACGAAUGAAAUAGGGGUUUUUUAUUUGCACAUAAUCUCAAAUUAAAAUUAUAAAAUGUAUUAAAAUAACGUAACUUCAUUGAACAUUUUUCUAUUUACUUAUUAGUUCCCAAAAUCUACGAGUCGAUCGUAUGACACGUGAAUAAUUUUAACUUAGAUACAUAGAUAGAUAUAUAAUUUAUUUGCUUUAUUUACAGCACACAAAUAACAUUAGACAUAGAUAUACACGAAAGAAGCAAAAGGGGGCGAGCACAAAAGAUCGUGGAAAGGUUGCACUGUCACAAGUGUUGCUGCCUAGAAAAGUCCGUCUUUUAAUUAU